CAAUACUAUAAUGCUGUAAUCCUACCCAACCUCCGUCCCAGUCUUGCCGGUUUCGGAGUUCAGCCCCGUCAUGUCGUUAUGCUCCAGUAUUGGCUGGUAUUCAGCACAUUAUGCAGAGGAGGUCUGGAGGCUGGGCCAGCGGAAUGCUACGUGUCUUGGAAGUCCCUUUUAAAAGCCCCUCGUCUCCUUCGCUGACCGUAGCCAAAAGUUUUGAGGUUAACUCAAGCGAAACGGCAAGACAAGCCUCAUCCAGGCCUGCGAACGAAGCGGUCCAAACCCGGGAUUCAACAGUUCGUCGGCGGUGUUUUCCUACUCGUGAAAAAUGUCCGGGGUGAAAAAGCUUCGUACGGACCUAAACCGAUCUACCAACGUGGUGUACCAGGCCCACCAUGUCAGUCGAAGCAAGAGAGGGCAGGUUGUGGGCACCAGGGGAGGCUUCAGAGGCUGCACCAUCUGGCUUACUGGAUUAUCUGGUGCUGGAAAGACCACUAUCAGUUUUGCCUUGGAAGAGUACCUCGUGUCCCAUGCUAUCCCUUGCUACUCACUGGACGGAGACAACAUCCGCCAUGGCUUGAACAAGAAUCUGGGCUUCUCCGCUGUAGACCGUGAGGAAAACAUCCGGCGUAUUGCAGAGGUGGCCAGACUGUUCGCAGAUGCUGGCCUGGUUUGCAUCACAAGUUUCAUCUCUCCUUUUACCAAGGAUCGUGAUGAGGCGAGGAGGAUCCAUACAAAUGCUGGGCUACCGUUUUUUGAGAUCUUUAUUCACGCUCCUCUUGAGGUGUGUGAGAGCAGGGACGUAAAAGGACUUUACAAGAAGGCUCGUGCUGGAGAGAUUAAAGGCUUCACUGGGAUUGACUCUGAAUAUGAGCGUCCUGAGGCACCAGACUUGGUUCUGAAAACUGGAGAACUGUCAGUAAACGAAUGCCUCCAUCAAGUGCUGGAGAUGCUCAGAGAACAGAAUAUUGUACCAAGCGAGAUCAUGGAAGAGGUGAAUGAACUCUUUGUUCCGGAGAACAGGCUGAAUCUCGCUGUGGCUGAUGCAAGCACCCUUCCUACCAUCAGUAUCACCAAGCUGGAUCUUCAGUGGGUGCAGGUUUUGGCAGAAGGCUGGGCUAGUCCGCUGAAGGGCUUCAUGAGAGAGAGAGAGUUCCUCCAGGUCCUGCACUUUGGCAACCUACUGGAUAGUGGUGCCAUCAACCUGACUGUGCCCAUCGUCCUUCCUGUGAGCACUGAGACCAAGCAGGAACUGGAUGGUUGUGCAGCCAUAGCUCUGGAGUAUCAGGGAUCCCGUGUCGCUAUUCUCAGGAAUCCAGAGUUCUACCAACACCGCAAGGAGGAACGCUGUGCUAGACAGUGGGGCACCACAUGCCCACAACACCCUUACAUUAAGAUGGUUAUGGAAGGAGGUGAUUGGCUGGUAGGUGGUGACCUGGAGGUUCUGGAGCGAAUCAAAUGGAACGAUGGACUCGACCAGUAUCGCCUGACGCCACGAGAACUGAAGCAGAAGUUCAAAGGCAUGAAAGCAGAUGCCAUAUUUGCAUUCCAGCUCCGUAAUCCGGUCCACAAUGGACAUGCUCUACUGAUGCAGGACACCAAACGGCGUCUGUUGGAGCGAGGAUACAAGAAUCCUGUUCUCCUGCUGCACCCGCUCGGUGGCUGGACCAAAGACGACGACGUUCCUCUGGACUGGAGGAUGAAGCAGCAUGCUGCAGUCUUGGAUGAAGGCGUCCUGGACCCAGCAAACACCAUUGUUGCCAUCUUUCCCUCCCCUAUGAUGUACGCUGGACCUACAGAGGUACAGUGGCACUGCAGGUCAAGAAUGAUUGCAGGAGCCAACUUUUACAUCGUUGGGCGGGAUCCUGCGGGUUUGCCACAUCCAGAAACCAAACAAGACCUGUAUGAUCCCACCCACGGAGGCAAGGUCCUCACCAUGGCUCCAGGACUGACCUCCGUGGAGAUCAUCCCCUUCAGAGUCGCAGCAUACAACAAGGCUAAGAAGGCCAUGGACUUCUAUGAUGCAGAGCGACAUGCCGAGUUUGAGUUCAUCUCCGGGACCAAAAUGAGGAACUUAGCUCGCAGCGGAGAGAGCCCUCCAGAAGGCUUCAUGGCUCCCAAGGCCUGGAAGGUCUUGGUCGAUUACUACAACUCUAUCCAGAAGGACAAGUAACCAAGUCAGCACACAAGUCAACAACAUACUGUAAUGAAAUAUGGUUGGUUUUAAAAGAAGGGGUUAAUAUAUAACCUUUGUAGGUAGCUCUCUUUUUUAUAUUCUCUUUCCAAAAAUGCUCCGUUAGUGACAGGAGAAGACUGCUCUAAAUAAUGAGUUGCUCUGGCUGCAGUUGGUGUUUUAUACCAGGUUUCACCAAAUCACAAUGCCUUUUACAGCAUUACAUUUUACAUUCCUAUGAGAUUAUGUGAUUGUAUGUUCAUAUGCAUAUUAACUUAGCGUAUAUGAAUAUAUAUAUAUAUGUUAAUAAAAUGAAAGUAACUUGAGAUUUUUUUUUUAUUUAAUAUUUUAAGCUUAGGAGUGCUUUCUAAAAUAUAAAAAACUAGUUUAAUGCAUUGUAUUUAAUAUCUGAAAUGUAUGUACACCCACAAGUUAUGACACUUUACAACAAUUACAUCACUACUGGCCUAGUUUUUUGUGUCACCUGAAUGAAAGCUACUUGCAAUUUUAUGUCUAUCUACAGUGCCUGAAUGAAUGUUAAUCAGCUUGUCAUAUUUAUAUCGUGUUUUACACUUUUUCUGGGAAAAUACAAAAAGCAAUUUUGUAUAAUGUAAGUGCCUUUUUCUCAAAUGUCAUGUAUAUUGUUUAAAUUUCUCACCAAUGUUUGCCUGAAAUGACAAAUUGAUAAUGUUUGUGUAAAGAUGUGAAGUGGCCAUUUGCGUUAAUGUAUGAAGAAAAGGAGCAAGUGAUGAAAAUGCAAAAAUAAAUGACUUGCCCUUUA
Messenger RNA from Sphaeramia orbicularis (orbiculate cardinalfish), 2948 nucleotides. Its product is annotated as bifunctional 3'-phosphoadenosine 5'-phosphosulfate synthase 2-like. Bases 323 to 2167 code for a protein of 614 amino acids. NCBI's taxonomy places the organism in Eukaryota, Metazoa, Chordata, Actinopteri, Kurtiformes, Apogonidae. The record is from RefSeq and is a predicted model, not a curated record. Gene Ontology annotation, molecular function: adenylylsulfate kinase activity; sulfate adenylyltransferase (ATP) activity; ATP binding. Gene Ontology annotation, biological process: 3'-phosphoadenosine 5'-phosphosulfate biosynthetic process; sulfate assimilation. The transcript has 12 exons.